Messenger RNA from Pelobates cultripes (western spadefoot toad), 16409 nucleotides. NCBI's taxonomy places the organism in Eukaryota, Metazoa, Chordata, Amphibia, Anura, Pelobatidae. The record is from the annotation of a GenBank genome assembly.
AUGCGCCAAACUGUAUGUGGCAGACACAGUUUGUCCGUAAUAAGGAGGGAUUCUGGGAGGGAGCGUAGAGGAGAAAAAGUGCAUUUCUGCCACUGUGACUAUGGUAACAUUGACAGCAAACAAAAUAAUAUACACUUCUACAGCUGUAUAAUUAAUUUAAAGCAUGAUAUUCAUAGAUUUGGUAGAAAUUUAACUUUUUCUUUAUUUGAACAAACUUGUUUUCCUCGUGAACUUGUUUCAUGUUAAACAAAAACAGCAAAGUAUUCUAUAUAAAACAUACUGCUUCAGACUAGAAAAUAAAUUUUAAAUCAAUCCUAGUGUUCCCAUUACUUUCAAUGAAUACUCAGUAUAUUCAGCCAAUCCUAGUGUUCCCAUUACUUUCAAUGAAUACUCAGUAUAUUCAGCCAAUCCUAGUGUUCCCAUUACUUUCAAUGAAUACUCAGUAUAUUCAGCCAAUCCUAGUGUUCACAUUAAUUUCAAUGAAUACUCAGUAUAUUCAGCCAAUCCUAGUGUUCACAUUAAUUUCAAUCACAGUACUAAGUAUAUUGAUAUUCAGCUAAUCUUAGUGUUUACAUUAAUUUCAUUGACAAUAUUAAGUAUCUUCAGCCAAUCCUAGUGUUCCAAUUAAUUUCAAUGACAAUACUAAGUAUUUUCAGACAAUCCUAGUGUUCCCAUUAUUUUCAAUGAUCAUACUAAGUAUAUUCAGCCAAUCGUAGUGUUCCCAUUAUUUUCAAUGAUCAUACUAAGUAUAUGCAGCCAAUUGUAGUGUUCCCAUUCAUUUCAAUGACAAUACUAAGUAUACCCCAUGAACUCAGAAGGGGUUUGAGUGAUGUGAAGUUCAGCACUUGACAGGUCACUAAAAGACACAAAUACAACUGUUGCACGUGGUAAGAGCCCCAGUAGUGUUUUUGUGAAUUACACUAGUAGUUGGCGUAAAUAUACUGUACAUGCCGUUGUUGCGGAACAAGCCUCGCCACGUGUUCUUGGAGUGGGCUGGUUGCCCGCCUCCUACCUUCUGACUAUGGCCCUGGGAUAUAUGGCAUUUGAAAACACUAUUUGUGCCCUGUGACAAAACUGGAGAUUGUGCACAAAUAUGACUAUUGUCCAUAUUUUUUAUGAUUCCCUUUGUUUGUUGUACUGUUCCCCAUGUGUUUCAUCUGUUGGUCCGGCUGGAUAGACUACCAGACAAACUGUGGAGUUACUGGCUUCUUACACCAUAACAUAUGAAAAGGUUAAGGUUAUUAAGGUGCAUGAAGUGCCUGUUUAAAUCAAAGUUGAUCUAUAACAUGCGUUUGUCACUUUGCCUUGCCUGUAUUGUAAGUAUUAGUAACAUUGUUAUUAUGGUAUUGUCUGUCAACAUUGGUGAUUUGAUUUCUGUCUUAUUUGCAUAUUUACAGAGUCCCCAAAGACACCAGACUCUACUACAAAUGGUAAUACCUCGGCAAGCAAUGAAAGGUCAUCAUUAGACAUUCCUAACCAUCUGACUAAGCUGAGCAUAAAAAAUCAGAUAAAAAACGACAUAAAAAAGGAACUUAAAAUUAAAGAAGGAGCUAGAAACCUUCGCAAUGUUGUCACAAAGAAAAAACAUCUGGCACGUGUGGACAAGUUUCUUAAAAAGUCACAAAAGAACCUGGAUGAGCUAUACGACAAGCUCCAUGAGCAAAAUGCUAAAAUCAUUCUGCAAGAAACAGGUACGUUAGCAGACCUUGUGUUUGUAUUGCAUUUCAUAGCAUGAGUGUACGUAUGUGCGUGUUUAUUGUUACAGUGAAGGGAAAAAGUAUUUGAUCCCCUGCUGAUUUGGAACGUUUGACCACUGACAAAGAAAUGAUCAGUCUAUAAUUUUAAUGGUAGGUGUAUUUUAACAGUGAGACAGAAUAACAAAAAAGAACAUCCAGAAAAAUGCAUCUAAAAAAAUAUAUACAUUGAUUUGCAUGUCAAUUAGUGAAAUAAGUAUUUGAUCCCCUAUCAAUUAGCAAGGUUUCUGACUCCCAUGUGUCUUUUAUACAGGUAAUGAGCUGAGAUUAGAAGCACUCUCUUAAAGGGAGUGCUCAUAAUCUCAGCUCCUUACCUGUAUAAAAGACACCUGUCUACAGAAGCAAUCAAUCAGAUUCCAAACUUUCCACCAUGGCCAAGACCAAAGAGCUGUCAUAGGAUGUCAGGGACAAGAUUGUAGACCUACACAAGACUGGAAUGGGCUACAAGACCAUCAGCAAGCAGCUUGGUGAGAAGGUAAGAACAGUUGGUGCGAUUAUUCACAAAUGGAAGAAACACAAAAAAAGCUGUCAGCCUCCCUCGGUCUGGUGCUCCAGUCAAGACCUCACCUUGUGGAGUUGCAAUGAUCAUGAGAAGGGUGAGGAAUCAGCCCAGAACUACACGGGAGUAUCUUGUUAAUGAUCUCAAGGCAGCAGGGACCAUAGUCACCACAAAACAAUUGGUAGCACACUACGUCGUGAAGGACUGAAAUCCUGCAGUGCCUGCAAGGUCCCCCUGCUCAAGAAAGCACAUGUGGCCCGUCUGAAGUUUGGAAAUGAACAGAAGAAUGUUUCAGAGGAGAACUGGGUGAAAGUGUUUAUGGUCAGAUGAGACCAAAAUUAAGCUCUUUGGCAUCAACUUAACUUGCUUUGUUUGGAGGAGGAAGAAUGCUGCCUAUGACCCCAAGAACAGCAUCCCCAUUGUCAAACAUGGAGGUGGAAACAUUAUGCUUUGGGGAUGUUUUUCUGCUAAGGGGACAGGACAACUGCACCACAUCAAAGGGUCGAUGGAUGGGGCCAUGUUCCGUCAAAUCUUGGGUGAGAACCUCAUUCCCUCAGCCAGGGCAUUGAAAAUGUGUCAUGGAUGGGUAUUCCAGCAUGAGAAUGACACAAAACACACAGCCAAGGCAACAAAGGAGUGGCUCAAGAAGAAGCACAUUAAGGUCUUUGAGUGGCCUAGCCAGUCUCCAGACCUUAAUCCCAUAGAAAAUCUGUGGAGGGAGAUGAAGGUUCGAGUUGCCAAAUGUCAGCCCCUUAAUGACUUAGAGAGGAUCUGCAAAGAGGAGUGGAACAAAAUCCCUCCUGAGAUGUGUGCAAACGUGAUGGCCAACAUCUGACCUCUGUGAUUGCCAACAAGAGUUUUGCCACCAAGUACUAAGUCGAAGGGGUCAAAUACUUAUUUCACUCAUUAACAUGCAAAUCAAUAUAAACCUUUUUUGACACACGCUAUUCUGUCUCUCGCUGUUAAAAUACACCUACCAUUAAAAUUAUAGACAGAUAAUUUCUCUGGACAAACAUUCAAAAUCAGCAGGGAAUCAAAUACUGUUCUCCCUCACUGUAUAUAUAUUGAGAGGGAGAGAGAGAGUGACAAAAGAAUCCCAUAUUGAUGAACCCGACUACUUUUAGUGCUUUGUAUUUUAAAUAUAAAUAGCUUUAAAUUAUAAUAAAUACUAAUCCAGGUAUAUAUUUAUUUAGAAUGGCAGACCUUUACUUGCUGCCCAGUUACAUAUGUAAAGCGCUUAAUGAGAAACAUAAAGGCCCAAUACAUACAGAUCACUUGCCAUGAUCAGAUCAAACCACAUACGUAGUAAAACACAGCAAACAAACCAAUCUCCCAGUGACAGUGUGCCUGCGCAAAGCUCUACUUAGUUAGUUCUUCCAAAAACUGAAAUGGGCACAGUGCAUAGUGCGUACAUUACAGUCAGCAUAAAUAGGUUGCGUUACAUAGACACUCGAGAUUGGAGUUGACACCAUUAUUAAUGCAGUAUUCAAAAUGAAUAAUAUAAAAACAGAACAAUAUAAAUAUAUAAUAAAUUGUAAAUAAAAAGAUCCUGACUUUUAAUUUUUCAUAUUUCCUGCAAAUCAUCAGGAUCUGCAGCUUCUUCCGUGAUCUAUGCCCAGACCAGAGACAUCUGAUAUCUCUCAAUUCAUCCUGGUGAUUCCAAUAGUUUCUGUUGGAAUUUCCAAAAUAAUGUUCAUCAGGACUCUGUAAAAACACAUACAACUGUUAAGUGGCUUAUAGAAAAUACAACUUUAUGUUUGUUUUUUAUUUUUUAAAAUAAGAGUUUAUGUUUUUAGUUUUUAUUGAUCUUGAGCAAGUCUCAUUGACAUCUAGACGAGCUCAUUGGCAUCUAGAGUGAAUGCUUGUGUGAACCCCAAACAAGAUCUUGUAACAGGGAACAUUGCCUCCACCUGUGAUGUAAUCAAACAUGAGGAGGACUUUUGGCUGCUGUAUUUUUUGCAAGUUGUUUACUCAGUGUUUGUCAUUUAUUUAACAUUUCUUAUACUUGCUUCUUGAUUUAAUGUAGACCAGGUGCAGGUACAGGGUUUAUUGCAAGUGUAAUGAUUUUACAACUACUUUUUAAUAAUCUUGUCUAUUCCUUAUUUAACCUUGAGUGAUAUUAGCUGAUGACAUUUCUGAUAUGGGUUUUGUUUUACUACAAAUUGCCAGAAUGUCCCGAGACUGGCUACCAACCAGGCAACGGGAAGUUACCUGCAUUGCAGAAGCAGCUGGAAAUCGAGCUGCAAGUGAAAUGCGGGGCAGAGAAACUAAUUCAGCUGUAUUCUCAUGGACCCAACAAAGUAAGUGGAUCACAUUUAAAAUAGUUGGGGCGUAGGGGGGGAGGGGGCUGGGUUUGGAGGUGGGGAGGGGAUUUGGACAGAUUGUUGCCUACUUUUUACAGUUCGGGACAUUUUUCACCUCUGUUUAAAGCUGAUAGUAAGCUGGGGAACCGUGUGCGGCUGUCCGCUCUCUGAUUCAGCAAUGAAGGAGCAUAUUUGUUCUUUAAAUCAAGAUAGAUAAUGAAAACUAGAUUUUCAAGAGUUCGCUUAUGGUUGCAGAAUAGUUGAAAGCGAUAACUUUUACUUGAUCAGCCAUGAAACACUUUUUAAAAUUCUAUGAGAAAAAGAAGCAACUGCUCUCCUGAUUGAUUUAUUUUAAGAUUCUGAUGCUCAUCUUCAUCCAAAAUUCAUUAUUCUAUAACUUAGUUGGUCUGCAAAGAAGUAGUUUGUUGUGUCUAGAGUCAUUCUUCUUAAAGCAGUUAAUAUAGAUUGAGCCAUAAAGGCUCUCGUACAGGGAACGUGGAAUGAAGGGAACAGAAUUCAUACCGUAGUUCCUGCAUGUUAUGCAGAUAUACUGCAUCCUAUUUACUUACAUCCUAUUUUACUUACAGUAAAAAAUAGUACUUUGGGCAAAAAUCUAUAAUUAUGGGGCAAAACCAAGCACACAAACCCUAGCACGGUUGUAUGCUUGGUUAAAUACUUUAAAUUGAAAUUUAAAAUAAAAAAUAUAAUUUUAUAAUUAACUUCACGGCAAUUAUUACCUAUUUAUCCGCCUGUAUCUAAUUACUUUUACAGAACCGGAAACAUCUUGCCGCUGCAAAGACACGGCUUCAAGAAAGUGAGCAAAAGAUCAAAUAUUUACACAAGCUAAUUCUGAGGGAGGGACCUAUUGAUAAAGGUAAAGGUUCUGUGAUCAAAAACAGCAAAUAUAACAUGAGAGAAUAAAUUCUACCUUCUUAUAAUUAUAUUCAAUGCUCGAAGAACCAAUGUCAAUUAACCUUAACUUUAUCUUUAACAAAAAAUGAGAGAAAACAGUCAUAAUGCAAACUGAAUAAUAAUAAAAACAAUAUACUUAUUGGCUAAACUCACAUAUAAGAGAGCCAUGGACAAGCUCUAGAUACAACACAUAAAGGACAUUUAUAUAGCAGAAUACACAUUUCUUUACAACAAUAAUACAUUGUGAGGAUUAAAAGAAACGUUAAUAAAUAGGGGAUAUGAUUCAAAUACAAUUUGCGAAAGAGAACACAUUGGAAUUGGUUUUGGUUUUCCAAUUUGUCAUUUAAGAAAGUUGAUGAAAAUAGUUUCUUCUGCCCAAAAGAGGACUUCUUUGUUUUUAUUCAAUGCCCUGGUUUUUAAAUAUCUGAUCUAUUGUACGUGUGUUUGUGUGUAUAUAUAUAAUUCCACGUUCACCUGCACUCCAGGGUAGUAGAAUAUCCUAUGCCUGCUGCUGCCCGGCAAAGGAUUUAGUACAGUUCAAACGAUAGCACUCCAAGGACUUCUAUGUUGUAGAAGUAACACUUAACUUUCAUUUCAGGGGUUCUCAACCCAGUCCUCAAGGACCCCCUACCAGUCCAGGAUUUAGAUAUUACCUGGGUGUGUCUAAGGUGUUUAGAAAAAGGGAAAAAAAACACCUUAGACACACCCAGGUAAUCCCUAAAUCCCGGACUGGUAGGGGGUCCUUGAGGACUGGGAUGAGAACCCCUGUUUUAUUUAAUUCUUACAAAAUAAAAAUCGACAUUUCAGUUCACAUGAAAAAACUUUCAUUACGAUGAAAGUUUAUUCAUGUAAACUGAAACCUCGACUCUAUUAUUCAUGUAAACUGAAACGUUGAGAUAUAUAUAUAUAUAUAUAUAUAUAUAUAUAUAUUUGAAGAAUCUGUUGUUCAUAUAAAAUAUUACACUUUUUUGAGAUACAUAUAUUGGUUUGCACUGUUUACUCUUUAAAAGGCACUUUUAGUGAGUAUUUUAUUGAGAUUCAUACUAUAUCAAAUAUCCGGAUAUCUUGAUAGCUUGAAAAAACACUGAAUACUUUAUUUUAUAUUUGGUGUUUUAGGGCUGUGCUCCUCAACCCUCUCUUCAAGGCACACCUAGCAGUCCAGGAUUUAAGGAUUACCCUGGUGUGUCUAAGGUGUUCAGAAAAAUAAAAAAAAACACCUUAGAGUCUCAGGUGCUUUUAGUUUUUUAGUUUUUUUCUAAACAUCUUAGACUCCCCUGGGUAAUCCCUAAAUCCUGGACUGUUAGGUGUGCCUUGAGGAGAGGGUUGAGGAGCACUGUUUUAAGCGCACCACUCAUUUAGAUUGAUUUUAUGGCAUUGUGUCCCCUUUACAACUGCCGUGAUUGACUUAAUUUCUUUAUACACAUUAUUGUAACAAUAAUAAUUUAAUGAUUAAUUUAUACAAUUAACGUUCACAUAGAUCUAGUCUGAUAUUUAGAAUAUUAUUGAUCUUUGUUCAUCAUGUCCAUAUUAUGUUCUGUCACACUUUUUACAGAUGAAACAUCUACAUCAGAGACUUAUUAUACUGCCGCUGAUUCAUUAUCAGUGGAGAAAUUACAGCGUCCAGAAUCAUCGUCAUCUGGGUAUUCACUUUGAAUCUUUCUCCCCAAUAUCAUCAGGCCCUAGAACCUCUAAGUUUUCUUCUUCAUCACAUUUGAUUUAUGUAAUAAGUCUGCCUCUAGAGACUGUCUGAUAAAACACAAGUAAUGUUGGGAUGACGGGGAGAGAAGACGUGUUUUCUUUACUGCUUUAUAAUGUAUAUCAAAUAUCGAUACAAUAUGAUAAAAUUAUCUGUAGUUUAUUCUUGUGACAAGUCAUGUUGCCAUAUUUUUGUGGAAUUCAUUCUCUGCAGGAGUGAAACCCAUUAUAGGGUUAUUUCAGCCAAAGGUUAGAGUGAUCCUUGCUCUGCUGGUCCCCACCACCAAAAAAAAGAAUAUUGCCAAAACUCUCACGCUGUCCCUCAGUCCAAUCCUCCUCAGCCGAUGUAACUUCCACUCGGGGCUUGGAAAGAAAGGGGGCGUGUUGCCAUAACCUGUCUGUCCAGAUAAAAAAUUUGCAGAGAAUUCCCAUUAGCCAUAUGGAAGUUCUGUUCUGUACUGACUAGUGAUGACCUAAUGAAGCUACUGGGGGUACAGUUACAAUUCUGACAGCAGAAGGAUUAAUCUCCAUAUGUUUAGCAUUUCAUAGUGAAACCCAGCAUAUACAGACCCCAAGCACCAUUUAUGUAUGUAUUUAUAAAAUAUUUUACCAGGAUGGAUACAUUGUGAUUUCUCUCGUUUUCAAGUAUGUCCUGGGUCACCAUGAUCACUUUAAAUCAGUGAAGUGGUCAUGGUGCCUAGAGUAACCCUUUAUUUAAUCAAAACAACCCUUUUGUGACCUGGGCCAUAAUUAGUUCAUCUCACACAGGGGGUGCACACUGCGGAAUUCAAAAGUCUACUUUGUCAAAGCCCAGCAAACUGCAACAUGAAUUACAAAUAGUCCCUUUAAUAUUUUGCUUUUUCCAAUAAAAUAUAUUGACUGUAGAGAGAUAAUCUGAUAUAAUUUAACAAUACGACCAGAUUAAAUUUAUUUAUUUAUUUAUUAUGAAAGCAGUUCUACUACCUUCUAUUCAAUACCAAGUCUCCGGCCGGAUCCAGAGGUUGAGUUGUCACCUUCUCUACCUUCAUGUGAUUAUCGGCGACAAAAUUCAUACAUACUGGCUCAGGUAAUACUACAAAAUAUACUGACUUUUUAUGUUGUUUCACUCCCUUCAUGCAAACAUCAUCUUUAAUGGAGCGUUCUGCGUGCCUUAUUAACCAUUGCAGAUCAGUGUAGCUGUACAAUCUGGGUGCCUUGCCACAUUUCUUUGCCACAUCUUUGUUAAGUGGUUUGACAAAAAAAUGAACUUUACAAAGCACCCACAGACCACCUGUACUAGGCCACCAAUAUUUCUAUUAUCAUUAUCUAUUGAGUACAACCUAACUCGCAGUGAUUGGCUGGGAGUGCUGGGGGCAUGUUACUCAACACUCUAAGCCACUUAAUGGCCUCUAGACUGGAUAUCAUAGACAUUUACAAUGCAGAAUUGUUAGUAUUCCAUUAUCAAGGUGGCUGGGGAAAGGAUGAUAACCAGGAGCUGGAAAGAUCCCAGUUGAAGUCAAACCAUUGAUACAUUGUUUGACAUUAAACCAGAAGACAGCACCAGGGCACGCUAGGUACUAUAACCACUACAGACACUUAAAAAUGAUAAUGCUUAGCGUUACUCUUUAAUCAUUAUCCACAUUAUGAACAGGUGGAACAAGUAUCAUCAUAUGAAGAACAGUCUAUAGAAUUACCUGAAUGUAUGUCAGAAGUUGAGGAAGAGUUUGUGAACACACCACAGGGUGAAGAAGACCUUAAGGACGAGUCCGAAGAAGUGUCCAAGACUGAAUGGUAUUUUAAUAUGUCUAUUGUGUCUUACAGGAACAUUUUGUUUUAGUACCUAAAUAUCUUUAUUUUUGCUUAAUGUAUUCCUUUCUUCACAGUGUUCAUCAAAAACGUUCAGUGACUCUGGGGGAUUUCCACUGUCACUCUGUCCUUGGUGAAGGGGCAUUUGGAAAGGUACGUUUUAAGAGUGCAUUCUAAUUAUAAUUAGAUAUAAAAGUAGUCCUAACAAAUUCAGUAAAACAUGACUUUGUUUUACAUUUCAGGUCAUUCUUGCAGAGCACAUAGAUGUAAAGAAACUGUAUGCAAUUAAAGCCAUAGAGAAAGGCUUGCUACUUUCAAAUUACAUGGUUCACAGGUCAGUAAACAGAGCUUAUUCAAAAUCUUUGUUUAUUUUUUUUUGUGUGAAAUUGUUAUUUCAUCAUUAUUUUGUCAUUAAUGAUAAAAUGUGUUUACCUUGGAUUUUUAUCCCUCUAUUUUAUAGGCUCAGGUCGGAAAAGCACAUUCUUAUGACAGCAACCAGUCAAAAUCAUCCAUUUCUGGUACAUCUCCUUGCGACUUUCCAGACCAACAGACAUGUGUUCUUUGUUAUCGAAUACGCUGCUGGUGGAGACCUGCUAAACUACAUGAAUGACAAGGAGACGAUUUCUGAAAAUACAACUAUGUAAGUACGAGUAAACCUAGAAACAUAGAAUGUGACGGCAGAUAAGAACCAUUCGGCCCAUCUAGUCUGCCCAUUUUUUUUUAAAUGCUUUCAUUAGUCCCUGGCCUUAUCUGAUAGUUAGGAGAGCCUUCUGCAUAUCCCACGCAUGCUUAAACUCCCUCACUUGGUUAGUAAUUUUGUGACUUAAUUUCUAAACCUGCAUACAAAACUUUAGGAUCCGCUAGCUUUAGGAGUGCCAAACAUUCUUAUAAAAAUUAUUGUAUUUAUUGUAUAUGGUGCUCUGUGUCACUUGCGGUAUCUUUAUAUGUGCUCGCUAUAUAUGGGCAUAUACACAUCAUGGCUGUAACAUCUAGCCACCUGCAUUGCUGUCUGCUGUCCUAUUCAUAAGAGUUUUCAAAACAUAGACAGAGGUGAGUGACACCAGUGCUAAAUGAUCAAGUACCAGCCACCUUCAUUCCAAGUCAUAAAAUAAUAUAUAACUACAGGAGACUUUAUGGUGAAUGUUCAUCAUGGCCGAGCACGGAAUCACAGGCUAUGUGGAUUAGAACCAUUCAGUGCUACCAAUAUUGCAUUUUGUAAUUGACUCAUUCAUUUUCCACAGGUUUUAUAUGGCAUGCGUUGUCUUGGGGCUGGAAUUUCUACAUGCGCACAACAUUAUGCACAGGUAAGUUUAUAAGAAAAGUGAAAGAAUGAGGUCCCCACAAAGUGAUCAUUUAUUUACCAUACCUAGCAGGGUUUAACCUGUUUCUUUUUUGGUUUGAUUGUUUGUUGCAAGGACAAUCUAAGCAACAAACUCACUACAGCUCUGUAUCGUGGUUAUAUUACCAAGUGUCUAAGAAUGAAGUCCCUUGUUUUUUUUUUUGCUAAAUAAUUUUAGAUCAGUUUGACAAAAAAUGGGCCUAACCCAGCCACAGACCUCCCACCCCCUUUGCAGCCAACUUGAUAAUGCAGAAUUGAAGGGUUAAAAUGCUGCAACACGUUGUUAAAAAAUAGUUGGUUAUCUUUAGCAAUAAAACUUAAUAAUGCUUUAAAAUUGAACUGGUGAUUAGUGGGUCCCUUUAAUUUCUUAAUUUUUUUUUCAAAAAAAUGGAAAAAAGUGGUAACUCUGUGUUUAACCUCUAGUGAUACAUAAAAAUAAAUAAAACCUCUUUUUACUUUAAUUUAGAGAUCUGAAGCUGCAGAAUAUAUUAAUAGACAACGGAGGCUUUGCCAAAAUCACAGAUUUUGGUCUUAGUAAGGAAGGUAAAUAGAAUUUUAUACUUAACAUAAUUUUUGAUAAAUUAAUUAAAGGGUUAGUGGUUAUAGUGCCAGGAGUGCCCUGGCUCCCUUUAACUAGUCAAAGAGUUUACAAAUGGUUUGACAAUGUUUCUGGGAUCCACUGAUCACAGCCUCCAGUGGGGUUUCCAUUAGCUCCACUGGACAAAGCCCUUUUUUACCGCAAGGUGUUGUUGCUCUGGUGACAACUUGCACAGCAUGUGUUUCUGUCCUUUACCAGAAAGUGUCUAAUCUGCAUUUGGUUGUAUCUUUGCGACCAGACGUUAUUGACGGUAACAUGGUAAAAAAAAACUGCAAGAUCGGAAAAGUGCUGGUUAUUAGUCUCUUCAAUUCUACAAUUGAAGAGACUAAUUGUUGUUAUCAACUGUUGUUAAUAGUGAAAGGUUACUGCAUAUUUUAUCGACAAACGAGUUUGCUGAAUCAUACUGUACCCCACAUAUUUGCUGAAGCUGAGCAUCUAUCUUCAGUGUGUUUAUAAUGAUCUUUUCUGUUUCGGAGGAAUGGGACUCAAGGACAGAACCAGGUCAUUUCGUGGAACAAGGGCCUAUAUGGCUCCUGAAAUAUUGAAUAGAGAACCAUAUGGAAGAUCAGUUGAUUGGUGGAGCCUUGGAGUGGUUAUUUACAGAAUGCUGUUUGGAAUGGUAAGAGUAGUCAUUUCAUAAGAAUUUGCAGACAUAUUCCUGUUUGAAAACCUAAAUAAAUGUUAUGUAAAUAUGUUCUGAGCAAUAAAAUCGUUCACCACAUUUAGCAAACCAAUAACACAUCAGUUAUCUAGCAAUGUGACCCCAUCAGGAUGAAUGACACACAGCUAUAGAUGGUCCAUAAUUUGAAAAUCUCUAUUUGGCCAUUUUUACAAAUUAUUGCUUGUAGUACAUGUUUGCCAGGGCCGUACUGGACCGCCAGUAAAUUUCUCAGUGGGUUGCUGUAGCUUAUAGCUGGUGAAAAGUUGUUUUGUGCAAAAUGUAGUUGUAAAGGGCUGCCAGCAAUGGGGGGAUACGAGGAGUGACAGCUGCCUUCUGCUCUUCACAAUGAACUGAGGCUUUCCCGGGAUUCAGAAUAACAUCAUAUCCCGGUGGCUGACACUCAUGCAUGAGAAGGAAGAAAGGCUAGAAAGCCACCCGUGCAACUGCUUGUAAUGUGUCUGUAUAGUGUGCCUGCGUGGACCAGUUAGUGAGUUUGUGGGUGUGUAGGGGUCAGGGAAAAAGUGUGUGUGUAUGGGUAUAACCUAUUAUAUAUAUAAAACAUACACACAAAUUAACCCUCUGUGGCUGUUUGAUUGACAGCCAUGGGGUGAUUCCCUAGUUAAUUUAUAAAAGUGCUGAUAGAAAUCAACACUUUGAUAAACUGGGGUAAAACUGGGCUACUCCUCACCUAUAAAGCACUGCAAGCUAAAGUGCUUUUGGGGUAUGGGGUGGUCCUUUAAAUAUACCUCCUCACUUAGCUCUCUCUAUCUGGACCUUUUAGAUACCAAAUGUGUAGAUAUUUCUCUGAGUCUGCCUCUUUCCCCCAACCUCUCUCUGUCGGCAUCCCCCAAGGUUCUGUCCUUGGUCCCCAACUUCUCUAUCUACACUGCCUCCAUUGGUAUACUCAUCAGCUCGUUUGGCUUCAAUUAUAAUUUCUAUGCUGAUGACACGCAAUUCUACCUGUCCUCUCAUCUUGACUCGUGUCUCUGACUGCCUCUCUUCGAUUUCCAAAUGGAUGACUGCUCACUUCCUUGAACUCAACCUGUCCAAAACAGAACUUCUGAUCUUUCCUCCUUCAAGUGUUACUACUCCCGUGUCUGUCUCCCUCCAAGUCAACGGCGCCACCAUCACCUCUACCUUGAAGGCUUGCUGCCUGGGUGUUCUUUUUGACUCCAACCUCUCCUUCACCCCUCAUGUCCAAUCAAUUGCCAAAUCAUGUUGCUUCCAUCUCAAAAACAUAGCGCGCAUCCGCCCAUAUUUAACCUCGGAUGCGACUAAGGUGCUGGUCCAUGCUCUUGUUCUCUCUCGCCUGGACUACUGCAAUACUCUUCUCAGUGGUCUUACGUGUUCCCAGAUUGCACCGUUGCAAUCUAUAAUGAACGCGGCGGCAAGGCUCAUUCUCCUGUCCGCUCGCACCUCCCACACCUCCCCGCUCUGUCAGUCCCUGCAUUGGCUCCCAGUUAAUAUAGGACUCAAUUUAAAAUUCUGGUCCUUGCUUACAAGGCGCUACAUAAUGCUGCUCCAACCUACCUAUCCUCCCUAAUACACAAGUAUGUCCCGUCGUGGCCCCUACGCUCUGCCAAAGACCUACGUAUAUCCUCUGUCCGUACUCCCAUCUCUAACGCUCGCCUCCAAGACUUUUCUAGGGCUGCACCUCUUCUGUGGAAUGCCCUUCCCUCCUCCGUAAGAAUUUCACCCGGUUUCCACUCAUUCGAAAAAUCAUCGAAAACUCACUUCUUUAAGAAAGCAUAUCAAUUAAACUGUUAGCAGGUUUUCAUCCCCCACCCUCCAUGACUCCUCUCCUGCAACUGUCAAAAAUUACCUAUUAAGCCCUCAGUGAAUACGUUUCUAACAACUUACUUCGUACCCCUACUUUUACCCUGUACGUCGAGUUGUCUGGUUACAAUUAAGUGUCUGUUAGUCCACCCUUUGAACAGCGCUACGGAAUCUGAUGGCGCUAUAUAAAUAAUAAAAUAAAAUAAUAAUAAUAAUAUACCACUAUUCCUUUGCUACCCAAGUGUUAGUAGAUCAAACCACGAGGACCCCAUUCCACAGCACUGUGUCUUCAGACACCAAUGUACUACUUGUGUUUAACCUCCUUAUAUAAUGUUUUUGACAAAAUGUUAAGAUUUCAUCACAGUUAUAAUUGAGCUUAUGUACCUUCUAUAUAAAAUUGUAUGGCUACCUAAGAACGCCUCACUACAUUACACUAUAUGUCUUAACGAUAAGAGUGUUAAUGUUUUUUGUUUUUUUAUUGUACUAAUGACCAUAACUUAAUACAUGGUUCAAAUAAAAGAAAAAAAAAACACAUGUACUCAGUUAUAUCUUUUUGUAACAAAAAUACUCUGGAUGAUAGGGUUCCCAAUCUUUGUGACCCUAAUAAAUACUCUCAUCCAUCUCCCCGGAUUACAAAAGAGCCCCAAGAACCUAGCCACCAACCCAUAAAUUGAUACCCUACCUUCACCGCCUUGAAGAUUGGAUUUUUCUUUUGUCUUUCUACUGCCAAAAAGCUAUCAUGGCCCAACUCACAAAAUAAUAGAAUAAAAUAUCAAAUAUAAGUAUUAAAAGAAAAGAAAACUAUUAAACAUAAUACAGUCUAUCCACCCCUUUAUCUAAGCCAGGCUUCCCCAAACUCCGGCCCUCCAGAUGUUGCUGAACUACAACUCCCAUGAUUCUAUGAAUGAAAUAGAUAGGCAUGGGAGUUGUAGUUCAGUAACAUUUGGAGGGAGUUUGGUGAAGUCUGAUCUAAAGAGACAAAUAAUGAGCUCGUCAGACAACAAAGAUCUUUAUAUAUCCCUGUCACCUUUAAUACACUUGGUUUGCAAUGACAACCUUGUUCUCUCUACUUUACAAACUAAACCUGACUUGUUUAAUGUACUUUUUCUUUAGUCGCCCUUUGACCUUAAGAAAUACACGUAUACCUAUUAUAUGAACAGCAGCGAUAUAGAAUUCCCAACGUCUGCAUCUGAAACAUCCAUCUCAAUAAUUCAACAGGUGAGUUGUCUAUACAUAUUAAUGAUUUCUAAUUCGGAUAGAUUUGUCAGCCAAGCUCAAUGUUUUCAGUUACCAAUGAUGAGUAUAAAUUCAUCCUUGGCAACCUGCCCCUGGACAGAUGAAUUCUUAGAUCAGAACGCUCCAAAGGUACCAAAGGCAGUGACUAAAUGGUUCAUAAAAGACCCAGGAAUACAGUCUCUGAUCAGUAACUCUCUCUCCAGUCUCAGGUGGUUCCUAUUCCUUUUUUUUGUAAUAUCUGUCAGAUACCAUGUACUGUUUUAGAAAGUAUUAAAAAAGGGAGGGGAGGGCGGGGGGUUUGAAAGAGGGGACAGUGUUUUUUUUUAUAUAUAUUAUUUAUAUUGUAACAAUUAAACAUGUUCGAUUAGUAUUGUAAUGAAACAGGUUAGUACUUUAUGUGGAUCAUCAUAUAAAUUUAAAUAAACAGCAAUCAGUAACCAGUUCUUUUACUUUGCCUGCAGGGAAUGCUGAUGUUUAUCAAUCCCAAUAACAUUAUCUUUAUGUUAUUUUUUAAAUUCCUUUUACAGCUAUUGACAAGUGAUCCAGAGGUUCGUCUGGGAGGAGGCGAGAGAAAUGCAGAAGAUGUAAAGAACCAUAAUUUCUUUAAAGUACGUCUGUUUAUGUAAAUACAAAUACAAAAAACAAGUCCUGCGCUCAAACUCCCACUACUCUUGGGCUGCAGCAAUGACCAUAGUACACAUCAGCCUCAGUACAUACAGUAAAAAACAACGGAAAAAAGUUACCUGCGCUCUUUGCCAAACCCCUUUGCAUAUUUAAACAAAUGGAGGUCAUUUAGUUACUCCAAUGGCCAUUAGAAAGAAUGCCCACCUGCCGCAUCAAGGCAACCAUGGAUGCUAAGACAUACAAUACAUUUUUUUAGCUUAAAGUAGAUUUUUAAUUUAAGAGGGAAAGACACUUUCUAAUAGCUAAAUAAACGAUAUCUGUUAGUUGUGCUUUAAAAAUAAUGCCCAGUGUCCCAGAAGUUCCUGCAUUUAAAUGCAAUCAAGCCGAGCUCUGAUAGUUCCCUUACAUAGAAACAUAGAAUGUGACAGCAGAUAAGAACCAUUCGGCCCAUCUAGUCUGCCCAAUUUUCUAAAUACUUUCAUUAGUCCCUGGCCUUAUCUUAUCGUUAGGAUAGCCUUAUGCCUAUCCCACGCAUGCUUAAACUCCUUUACUGUGUUAACCUCUACCACUUCAGCUGGAAGGCUAUUCCAUGCAUCCACUACCCUCUCAGUAAAGUAAUACUUCCUGAUAUUAUUUUUAAACCUUUGUCCCUCUAAUUUAAGACUAUGUCCUCUUGUUGUGGUAGAUUUUCUUCUUUUAAAUAUAGUCUCCUCCUUUACUGUGUUGAUUCCCUUUAUGUAUUUAAAUGUUUCUAUCAUAUCCCCCCUGUCUCGUCUUUCCUCCAAGCUAUACAUGUUCAGAUCCUUUAACUUUUCCUGGUAAGAUUAUUUAAUACUGGAUCCACCUUAGCAAAAUAUUUUCCUUAUAAUCUGGUGAAUUAAGGUUAAUUUUAGCAACGGUUAUUUGUGAAUCUCAUUGGGAUCUAUACAGAAUUUAGCUUGUAGGGAAAUUGUUCUGUCAUUCUGUACGGGUAGUUUCCUGAUUUAUACAGUGGCACAUAUUAAUUAUCUUAAAUUAUCUUUUUAACAGAGCAUUGAUUGGACUGCCUUGAUAGAAAAGCAAAUGGAACCCCCAUUUGUUCCAACCAUCCAAGAUGUCAGCUAUGAAAUAGCUAUCCCAGGAGAGAUAUAUUUAAGACCUCUACAAUAUCCAUGGAAACUUUUGCAGGAACAACAGGAUAUGUUUAAAGAUUUUACCUGGACUGCAGACACAUCAAGUCAAGUUUGA